UUAUGAGUCCCCGCCCCGCAACUUAGUCAGUCCAACCUGAAGAGAAGGCGAGUCCACGGCUAAAAAUAUAAGAGCUAACACAAGAUGGCCGGUUUGCCUCGUAGGAUUGUAAAGGAGACACAGCGGUUGAUGGCAGAGCCUGUUCCAGGGAUCACGGCUACACCUGAUGAAGGGAACGCACGCUACUUCCAUGUGGUCAUUGCAGGGCCUCAAGACUCUCCUUUUGAAGGAGGCACAUUUAAACUUGAACUAUUUCUUCCAGAAGAGUAUCCCAUGGCAGCUCCCAAAGUGCGAUUCAUGACCAAAAUCUAUCACCCCAAUGUUGACAAACUGGGAAGAAUAUGUUUAGACAUUUUGAAAGACAAGUGGUCUCCAGCCCUGCAGAUCCGUACAGUGUUGCUAUCUAUCCAGGCGUUAUUAAGUGCUCCCAAUCCAGAUGAUCCCCUGGCAAACGAUGUCGCAGAGCAGUGGAAGAAAAACGAAAGCCAUGCCAUUGAGACAGCCCGAACAUGGACCAGGCUCUACGCGGUCAACGACAUGUAGAAGAAGAGAAACGAGGCGUCUGAAUGUGAUCCACAAAAAAAAAAAAUGUACUCCUAUUCUGUCAACAUUUGAAUUUAACGGACACAAAAAAAAAGAGAAAAAAAAAAAAGAUUAUAAGUCCAAAUCUAUUUGAAAGAAAUGAUGAGAUUUACUGCUGCAGACCUCUGGGUGACUUAUUUUCCUCUAAGACGCGUUAAAUGUGUGUUAGCCUUUUUUUUUUUUUUUUCCUGUGUUGCUAUUUAAAUGCAUGGACAGAGAAUGACACCCUCCCCACUACAGUCUUAAAAAUCACAUGCAAUAUGUUGUCCUGAACUAGGCACAUACUGGUACGUUUGCAAAAUAUACAUGCAUUAAAGCUGUCCUUCUUUUAACACAUGCAUUAUUUGUCAACACAUCUUUAUGUCUUUUUGUGAGAUGACAUGUUGUGUUUUAGCACAUAAGAGUGUGCACAGCUGUGCUCUCCACCACCGAUAGUAACAAUACGAGUGAGGAGGUUUCCCUUUACUGUUUUUAGGGGAAUACAGUGAAUUCCACUCCUGUGUGUUCCUGCCAGAACCUCAAAACACCGAACAUGUAGUUGGUGGUGCAGCUACUGUAGCAUCAUCACAGGAGCACAUGGGACACCCAAUGCUAAAACACACAAACUGUUUUUAAUCGCACAGCAAAAGUGAUUUUAUUUGUAAAAUCUGACAUGACAGCAAGUAAAUCUAAAGGGUUUCACACAGCAAAUACAACCUCAAGCUCUUCUUCAACAAAAUCUAGCUGAACUCAAUGGUCUCAAAGGACAGAAACAGACAACAUUGUUACUGUAAAAUACAUUUAUAGACCUCCUAAAAGUACCUGCCAAAUUCGCCGAUACCACUUCAUAGUCACGGCUAAUAUUCAAAAGCAUUUAGUCAACGGUUAGGGUCCGUUUGUGGCUCCUGCAGGUGUAAUUUUACAUCUCAAAAUAGAUCCUAAGUUGAUGCAAAAGACAGAUAAUUGUGUGAUCAGAUGCCUGAGCCAGUCAUCAUAAUCUUAAAAUCCGCUGGUUUAACGUCGGUAGUAUGAAGUGUUGCUGUUGUAAAGCAAGAUUCACACGUUUAGGUCUCAGAAACUGUUGAUGUAAUGUUUGCUUCAUUCGUUUCUCUGUUUUGUUUUUGUCAGCGAUCAGCUUUCGAACCUUGUCGGACAGUUUGGGGAGGGUGAGCAGAGCACUUCCACAUGAUUAAAAAGUCAUUCCCAACACAUUCAGAAAGGUAGAAAGACUAAAUGUUUUCGCUGGAAAAGGAACUAACUGUAAUCAUGUAGAAGAUGUGUUGAAAAUGACGUCGUUUUUUUUAAGAGUGUAGGAAGUUAACGUUUUUAUUUUCCUUUUUUUUUAACCGUCUGUCCAUGCUAUCUAUGUUGCCUGUUCUCUAUUUUAUUUUCAGUGUUCAUUUUUUUUUUUUUUUAAUUUUAAAAAAGGCAUAACCAAACUGAUGUCAGGACAGUUCAAACUAGUUUUCUUCUCGGGUGGGUUUAGUCAGAUUGGAGGCAUUGUUUCCUUUAAAGGGAAAGUUGAGAGUUUUUGUCGUCUUUUACAAAGUUUCUGAGUCGGUCUUAACCUGCUUUUGCUCUUUUUUGAUCUGUGAUGAUUAUACAAGUGCAUUUAUUUGACUCCUGAGGGGAAUUUGGGUCAUUGUGGUAGCUGAAAAAGUGGUGUUACAAAUAAAAAAUGUGUUCAAAACGUAAAGAUUUUAUCAUGCGAUUAUGGGUUUUGUAUUGGCUGAAGAGCAUCGAUGUCAUGAACGUGUAAAACUUCUUAAACUUUCCUUUUAAAAGAAGCUGUAUUGAUGGUUUAGAGGGAUCAGAUCAUGACUUUACAGGCCGUGUAGUUUAGAGCCUCUGCGGUCAUGUUGCUUCAGUUUGGCUCGUCUGAGGGGCGUCAUGUCGUAGUGUUUCUGUUGAGUGUUCUUUUUCGGUUCUUCUUCUUUUCUUUGCUCUUUGUCAGAUUAUCGCAGGCUCGGCGUUGUUGCUUAGAUUUGUUUGUGUCCUGUCCUCACCCACAACAUAUUAACUGUUCCUAACAUUUACUCAAGUCUGGAAAGACGGAGCACGGCUUAAAAAAAACAAAAACAAAAAACAAACCUGGUUAAUUUAUUGUUUCCCUGAAGGGACUUGACAGUAAUCUAAACCGAGAAACAGUCACUCACUGGAUUUUUGAAGCAUUUAGAUCAAACUAUCAAGAGAUCAAACUCUGAUUAAUCAGCUCCCCAUGUGUAAAGGAAAAUAAGAGGAGUUCUGUCGGUAAUUUCAGUACAUUUGCAUACAUGGCUCUUCAAACACUCUGUAAAUAAACUGAGUUGAGUAAGUAA
This is a messenger RNA of Stegastes partitus (bicolor damselfish), 2879 nucleotides long. Its product is annotated as ubiquitin-conjugating enzyme E2 N-like. Lineage: Eukaryota; Metazoa; Chordata; Actinopteri; Pomacentridae. Bases 85 to 543 code for a protein of 152 amino acids. The transcript is spliced from 4 exons. The record is from RefSeq and is a predicted model, not a curated record.